Messenger RNA from Penicillium vulpinum, 1668 nucleotides. RefSeq names its product TPR domain protein. The transcript has a single exon. Gene Ontology annotation, cellular component: intracellular anatomical structure. Lineage: Eukaryota; Fungi; Ascomycota; Eurotiomycetes; Eurotiales; Aspergillaceae. The record is from RefSeq and is a predicted model, not a curated record. Bases 1 to 1668 code for a protein of 555 amino acids. Gene Ontology annotation, molecular function: protein binding.
AUGGACAAGCCAUCUCCCGCCGAGGAUUACUAUGAUCUAGGCGAAUACCGUCGCAAUGUUACCACAAAAAAUGAAGAUGCCCAACUUUGGUUUAGUCGGGGCUUGAUCUGGGCCUACGCCUUCAAUCACGAAGAAUCCGCCCGAUGCUUCCAAAAGGUCGUCGAGCUUGACCCGACAUGCGCUAUGGGAUACUGGGGCAUUGCGCUUGCCCUGGGGCCUAACUAUAACAAGCCAUGGCAGCUUUUUGACGGAGAAGAUCUCUGCGCCACCACAACUCGCGCCCAUCGCGCGAUCAUGGAGGCGAAAAAAUACGCUCCCACCGUGACGCCUUUGGAGAAUGCUCUUAUCGAUGCACUGCAGCACCGAUACCCCCGAGAACAGCCCGUAGAAGACUGCACAGAAUGGGAUCAGAAAUACGCCGAGGCAAUGACAUCGGUGUACAAUGAUCACCCGGAUGACCUCGACGUGACCGCGCUGUACUGCGAUGCGCUGAUGAACCUGACUCCAUGGGGUCUGUGGGACGUGAAGACUGGCAAGGCCGGACCAGGAGCAAAAACCUUCGAAGCGAAAAAAGCGCUAGAUCGAGUCUUACAACGAGACGAAUCCCUGGAUCAUCCCGGUAUCUUGCAUCUCUACAUCCAUCUGAUGGAAAUGUCGCCCACGCCUGAAAUUGCCUUGCCGAUAGCGGGAUACCUGCGAGGCCUUGUACCAGAUGCUGGCCAUCUGGAGCAUAUGCCAUCCCAUAUCGAUGUCCUAUGUGGCGAGUACAAACGAGCAGUCGCGGCUAAUACCUCUGCAAUCCGCGCAGAUGAGAAGUUCCUUGCCAACCAGCCUCUGGGCCAUUUCUAUAAUCUGUACCGUGCACACGAUUAUCACUUCCGGAUGUAUGCUGCUAUGCUAGGGGGCCGAUCGAAGGUCGCGCUUGAGUCUGGGGCCGAGCUCGCGCGGAUAAUCACCGAGCCUCUGCUGCGCGUUAAGUCUCCGCCGAUGGCAGACUGGCUAGAGGGGUUUGUCGCUAUGCAAAUGCAUGGAUUUGUGCGUUUCGGCCGCUGGGAGGAUAUCAUUGCUGUGGAGCUGCCGGAAGAUGCAGCGCUAUACUGCGUCACCACUGCUAUGAUCCAUUAUGCAAAGGGCAUCGCAUUUGCUGCUACCAGUCGUGUUUCGGAAGCAGAGGAAGAGCGAGAAAGGUUUCUGCGAGCAAUAAAGCUUGUCCCAGAUUCGCGGACAAUAUUCAAUAACCGUUGCGUUGACAUUCUCAGUGUCGGUGAGGCGAUGCUCGAUGGCGAGAUCGCUUACCGCCGUGGCGAAUACAAUACUGCGUUUUCCUAUCUCCGGGAUGCUGUUAAGCGUGACGAUGCAUUGCCAUAUGAUGAGCCGUGGGGCUGGAUGCAGCCGACUAGACACGCCCUGGGGGCGUUGCUGCUCGAACAGGAUCGCAUUGAGGAGGCUGCAGCCGUCUAUUCUGCAGACCUUGGGGUUGACACAUCUCUGCCUCGCGCUUUGAGACACCCGGGUAAUGUGUGGGCUUCGCAUGGGUAUCAUGAGUGUUUGGUCAAAAUGGGGCGGAAAUAUGAGGCGCGCGCCAUGUUACCGCAAUUGAAGAGUUCUUUAGCCUGGGCGGAUGUGCCUAUUAAAUCAUCUUGUUUCUGUCGGCAGAGAACUGAGUGA